AUGUCGAGUUCGUAUGAGCGCGGGGUGACCUGCUGGUAUCCGGAUGAAAAAUUAGGGUGGAUAGGUGCACAGGUCGACAAAGUGACUAGGGACGCCGGCAAGACCACAUUGGAACUCACUCUUGAGGAUGGCUCGUCAAAGACGGUGACCGGGUCCGAUGAGGACAUCGCGAAUAACAAGGCAAACUUCCCGCCUCUUCGCAACCCCCCAGCGCUAGAGACGAGUGAGGAUCUGACGGGGCUGUCUUAUCUGAACGAGCCGGCAGUUCUGGAGGCUAUUCGUGCUCGUUACGCGCAGCUCUCUAUUUACACCUUCUCUGGUAUCGUUCUGAUUGCCACCAACCCGUUCGAUCGUGUUGACAAUUUAUACACAUCUGAGGUUAUUGACAUGUACGCUCGCAGGCGCGAGCGUUCAGAGUUGCUACCUCAUUUGUUCUCUAUUGCUGGCGAUGCAUACUCGCACAUGAAAGAUUUCAAGCAAAACCAAACAAUCGUGGUUUCCGGUGAGAGUGGUGCUGGUAAAACAGUGAGUGCAAAGUAUAUUAUGCGCUACUUUGCAUCGGCCGAAGACCCUCAAUACCCUCGAAAGGCGCUUCCGAGCGGCACUGACCUCAGCGACGUUGAACGCGAAAUUCUCGCCACAAACCCAAUUAUGGAGGCCUUUGGUAACGCUAAAACCACUCGAAAUGACAACUCCUCUCGUUUCGGCAAAUACCUUGAAAUCCAGUUCUCAGAUAUGAUGCAAAUCACUGGAGCAAGAAUCCGUACGUACUUGCUUGAGCGCUCGCGUAUCGUGUUCCACCCUCCCACUGAGCGUAAUUACCACAUUUUCUAUCAGCUUGUCAAGGGUGCUACAGAUGAACAAAAGGAAAAAUUUGGACUUGGUUCCGUUUCCGAUUACAACUAUUUGAAUCAGGGCGAUCCAGAUAUUCAAGGCGUGGACGAUGCCGAGGAUUUCCAAGCAACUUGCCGAGCGCUAGACGUCGUUGGCAUCGACUCGGAUUCCCAGUCCAAUAUUUUCCAGGUUAUUGCUGCUUUACUACAUCUUGGUAACACUACUAUCAAAGCCACUCGCUCGGCAGUUAGUGUCAGUAGCGAAGACCCUGAACUAGCAAAGGCCUGUGAGCUCUUGGGUGUUCCUGCAACAGAUGUCGCUAGAUGGUUCAUGAAAAAGCAGAUCAUGAUGCGCAGCGAGAAGAUUAUGUCCGACCUUGACCACAAGACCGCGUUAGUUGUUCGAGAUUCAGUUGCCAAGUAUGUUUAUUCUGCUUUAUUCGACUGGCUCGUCGCGGCAAUCAAUGUUAAACUUGAAGCUCCUGAGGAGCUAGCUUCGACAUUCAUUGGCGUUUUGGAUAUCUAUGGUUUCGAGCAUUUCAAGACUAAUUCUUUUGAACAGUUCUGCAUCAACUACGCGAACGAGAAGCUUCAGCAGGAGUUCAAUCAGCAUGUCUUCAAACUCGAACAAGACGAAUAUGAAGCUGAAGACCUUGAUUGGACAUAUAUCGACUUUGUCGACAAUCAGCCCUGUAUCGCUCUCAUUGAGGCGAAACUUGGUAUUCUUGGCCUUCUGGAUGAAGAGUCCCGCCUACCCGCUGGUUCUGAUGACGGAUUCGUUCAGAAACUGUACAGCUCUUUCGGUGCUGAAAAGCACCAACCGUACUUCAAAAAGCCCCGCUUCGGUCAAACUUCGUUUGUUGUUGGGCAUUACGCUAUAGAUGUUGCCUACGAGGUGGAUGGAUUCAUAGAGAAGAACCGUGAUACUGUUCCAGACCAGCUUGUUGAUGUGCUCAAUAACUCAAAUAACGAGUUCUUAAGGACAGUAUUGGAUGCUGCUGCUCAGACUGCUGCUGCCGCCGAGGAGAAGGUGUUGGCCGCUAGCAAGAAGCCCGCGGCCGCUCCUGGCGCACCAGGUCCGAGAGCUGCCGCUAAGCCUCGCAAACCCACACUGGGAAAUAUCUUCAAGAACUCUUUGAUUGAUCUUAUGGAUACAAUCAACUCAACGAAUGUGCACUACAUUCGAUGCAUCAAACCUAAUGAGAGUAAAGAGGCCUGGAAGUUUGACGGACCGAUGGUUUUGUCUCAGUUGCGUGCGUGCGGUGUUUUGGAAACUAUUCGUAUUUCAAGUGCUGGCUUCCCAUCUCGUAUGCUUUAUGAGGACUUCGCUCAUCGCUACGAUAUCCUUGUGCAUUCAUCAAUGCGCCGUGAGAACGUACGUCAGUUGUCUGAGGGUGUUUUGAAAGCUGUGGAUAUUGACGAAGACAAAUAUCAGCUGGGUAAGACGAAGAUGUUCCUAAGGGUUGGAAUGCUCGCGUUCCUUGAACGCAAGAGAAAUGAUCGCCAUGUUGCAGCUGCCACAACCAUUCAAAAGUUGUUCCGCAUGCACUCCACGCGAGCCAAGUACAGAGCUGCAAUCGCCGAUAUUAUCAAGACACAAACUGCCAUCCGUGGCUUCCUGGUACGGCUUAGAGCUCGCUUGGAGCGUGAGGAUCGUGCAAUUCGCCGGUUACAAGCACAAUACCGUGGUAACAGCGCUCGCCGUCACUACGAAGGUGUUCGGAACUAUGUGCGCUCCCUUCAAACCUUAUCGCGUGGGUUCAUCGCCCGUAAGACACUUGUCAACAACCGCAAGAACGAGGUCGCCACUCAUUUGCAAGCAGCAUUGCGUGGUUAUCUGGCUCGUAACAGGUUUAAGCGCAGCGUCAAGUCUGUUAAGCUGGUGCAGAGUAUGAUUCGUCGUCGUGGCGCUCGUGCAGAGCUCCAGCAUCUGCGCGAGGAGCGACAGUCUGUCAAACACUUUGAGGAAGUUCAAUACCACCUCGAGAACAAGGUUAUUGAGUUGCAGAAUCUUGCUUCUGGUCGUGCUGACGAAAUUCGAGGCCUCAACGAGCAGCUCAAGACUGAAAAGGCUGCUGUGGCUGCCCAGGUUGCUCUUUUAGCAGCAGCCCAAGCAGCGCAAGCGAAACAAAGCACAUCUCAUGCCAAAGAGUUGGCUUCUCAUCAAGAGAAGUUUUCCGCUGCGGACCGGGAGCUCAAAGAGCUCAAGGAUACACACUCCAAGCUUGAAGCUUCCUCCAAGCAGGAACUUGCUUCUCGUGAUAAAGAGAUCAAUCAGCUCAAAGCUACCCUUGCUGAGAAGGAGUCAACUAUCACUGAGCUCACCGCCAAGAUUACUGAGCUUGAACAGGCAGUUGAGAAAGCACGUCGUGCUGCUUUGGUAGCGAAUGCUAAUGGUAGUGCUACAAGCAUGGUGGGCGCCGGGGCUAUGCCUCGUCCGCGCACUCUCCAUGGCCGCCACGCAAGUCACAGCGAGCUUGAAGAGUACACAGCUCCGCACGAGUCUUAUUACCGAUACAGUGAUGGUGAGGUCAAUGAGAUUAACGAUCGUAUUGAAAAGAUGCUUGUCGACUCGCCUGGUAUUCGCGAGGAACUCAUUGCCAAGCUUGUUCGCAACUUGGUUGUGCCAACUCCCAAGACAGACAAGGUCUUUGAGCGUCGUGACAUUGUGUUCCCGGCCAACAUGAUCAACCUUGUUAUCAGCGAACUUUGGCGCUUUGGGUACACGUCUAAUUCGGAGUCGUUUAUCGGCAGCGCUUUAGAAAGUAUUCAAGAGGCCGUGCAAAAGGUUCGCGGCGAAAAGAUCAUCCCUGUUGGCGCGUUCUGGCUUUCUAAUGCUCACGAAAUCUACUCUUUCCUGUGUCUUGCUGAGACCAAUAUUUUGCAGAAUGCUCAACUACGGGAAGAAAUGAGUGAGCUUGAGAUGCGUCAAUACCAGGAGCUCAUGUCAGUGGCGAAAGUUGAUGCGGAGUCGGUGAUUUUCAAUAUCUACUUUGUCUGGAUGAAGGAGAUCAAGAAGAUUUUCGACAAGAUGAUCGUGUCUGCCGUGGUAGAGGAGCAAAGCAUUCCUGGGUUCCAAACCGACACGAACCCGCGAUUCCUUACUCGUUUCUUACCUAGCGCAUCCAGUGAAUCGUCGAUGAAUGAUCUUCUCACGCUGAUCACUCGUGUAUAUACAGCCCUCACUGCGUUCCAUCUUGAAGAUGGGUAUGUUCGGCAGCCCAUCCUUGAGCUUCUUGAGAUGGCGGGAGCCAAGGCCUUCAAUGACAUGAUUAUGCGCAAGAACUUCUUGUCCUGGAAGCGGGCGGUUCAGAUCAACUACAACGUUGCCCGCAUCGAGGAGUGGUGCAAAGGCCACAGUCUGCCUGAGGGCGCCCUAUCUUUGGAGCGCUUGAUGCAGGGCGCUAAGUUGCUGCAGCUUAAAAAGUCCUUUGAGGCGGACGUCGACAUUUUGUACGAUAUCUGCUGGGCUCUCACGCCGGCACAGAUUCAGCGUCUGAUCACUAAUUAUUAUCCUGGUGACUACGAGGAACCAGUGCCCCCCAAAGUGCUCGAUUAUGUUGCCCAGCGGGUUAAAGACUCUAAAGAUACGGCCACUCAAUUACUUCUGGAUGUGAGCAACGUGAACGGCGUCGACAAAUUCGAAAUGUGCCCGCCCCGCACUCUGCAGAAGAUUGAGCCUUACAUGCCCCAAGAUCUCGAUGUUCCCAAGCUGCGGGAGCUUGCAAAGCUCACAACGAUGUCAACAAGAUUGGAAGAAGCCGGGGCUGGUGAAGAAGACAUGGACUCGACGGAAGAGGUCGCAGAAGCACCAAAUGGAGAAGUAGCAUGA
Molecule: messenger RNA, 4665 nt
Organism: Wickerhamiella sorbophila
Lineage: Eukaryota; Fungi; Ascomycota; Dipodascomycetes; Dipodascales; Trichomonascaceae
Product: Myosin-2
Exons: 1
Coding region: 1-4665 (1554 amino acids)
Biological process (GO): vesicle transport along actin filament; actin filament organization
Cellular component (GO): cytoplasm; vesicle; actin cytoskeleton
Molecular function (GO): ATP binding; microfilament motor activity; actin filament binding
Source: RefSeq, a predicted model, not a curated record